CAUUACGCAUUGUCAAGAUAAGUUAGAGUAUUCAUGUUGGAUAAGUACGUGAGCGUCCACAGUACGUGAUUAUUUAGCUUCUACAAUCUGUUUAUUUUGAAGAAGUUUAUGCAUUCCGUAUUCUAAAUUUAUUUUUAAUAGUGUUUAUUUAUUAGUUUUUUAAUAAAUGAUACAGUGAACGUUUAUUUGAUUGUGUGACAUCUACAAAAAUAAACAAUGCCCGAAGUCUACGAAAAUUAUAAGGUUUACACGAAUGUAGCUGAAAACCAGGAGUACUCUUCUCUUGGACAUGUUUCCCGAAUAAAUUUUUAAUAAAUUUAUGGAAUGAAACUGAUUUACAGAUAAUGAAUGACCAAGGUAUGUUUAGUCCAUUUAAUGGAUCCCAAGGAACAAGUGCUGCUUCACCUGUUUCAACUUCCUUAUCAUCACAUAUCACCACAUAUGGUACUGAUUACAUGUUAUUAAAUUCUUUAAAAGAUGCCACAGCGAUUGGAGAACCAUAUCUUACAAUUUUAGAGCAACCAGUUGAAAAAUUUAGAUUUCGAUAUAAAUCAGAAAUGAUAGGAACCCAUGGAAGUUUAGUAGGUUCAAAUACUGGCAAUGGUCGUAAUAAACAUGCACCAAUGGUUCAGUUACACAAUUUCCCUACAAAUGCAAAAAUACGAUGCACAUUAGUUACAUCUAAGGAGGAUUUGAGAAUACCCCAUGCCCACAGAUUGGUGCGUAGAGUAAAUGGAGUUGAUUCUAAUGAUCCUCAUGAUGUCGACGUCACUCCAGAAAAUGGGUUUAUUGCAACAUUUCAUGGGAUGGGAAUUAUACACACUGCAAAAAAACAUGUUAGGGAAGAACUUAUUAAAAAAUUGCGAAAUGAGCAAUUAGAAAAAAAGAAAAGGGAGAAUGGAAUUGAUACUCUCAGUAUUCGGGAAGAAGCACAAAUUAAACAUGAUGCUGAUGACUAUCAAAAAUGUGUGAAUUUAAAUAGUGUUGCAUUAUGUUUUCAAGCAUUCAUUUUAAAUGAAUGUAAUGUUAUGAUACCAAUAACAGAUCGUGUUUAUUCAAAUACUAUUAAUAAUCUCAAGAGUGCAUUAACUGGAGAACUUAAAAUAUGCAGAAUUGACAAAUACACUAGUAGUGUUGAUGGCGGAGAAGAGGUAUUUUUACUUGUAGAAAAAGUGGGAAAAAAAAAUAUAAAAAUAAAAUUUUUUGAGAUAAAUGAUGACAAUAAUGAAAUUUGGAGUGCAUACGGACGUUUCUCAGAAUUGGAUGUACAUCAUCAAUAUGCUAUUGUAUUUCGAACUCCGCCAUAUAAAGAUCGUGAUAUUACGUCACCAAAAGAAGUGUUCAUACAAUUAGAACGACCAUCUGAUGGUGAUUGUUCUGAACCACUAAAAUUUACUUACAAGCCAAGUGAUAGAAUUAUAGGAAGGAAGCGUCAAAGGAUGUCAUAUUCUGGAAGUAGUGAAUUAUCCUAUAUUUUGCCUACUUUUAAUCCUGGAGUAGAAAAUACGUCAGAAAAUUUAAGUACUAAUAGUAGAGAAAUAAGGAAGAUAUUAUCAGAAAGUGCUUCACCAGAGAACAAAAUUUUUGUUGAUAAUAUAGACCUUGAGAAUUAUUUAAAAUUCCUCGGAAGCAGUGAUCAGGACAUGUUAACAUUUGAUGGUCCAUCACCUAAACAAUAUGAAGAUGAUUUAAUGUUUCCUAAAAGUAUCCUUGUUGAAGCUAUGAAAUGUAUAAAAAUGGAUUCCAAAAAUAGUAAAGAAAAUAUACGACAGUUACUUAAAGAUCGUUCCACUUUUGGAGAUUCCCCAUUGCACGCGGCCCUUCGAUACGGUCAACGUGAAAUUGUUAAAUAUAUACUAAUGUUAAUAAGUACCGAUAAGGAUUGCAAGAUGCUUGUUAAUGAACAAAAUGGUUCUGGCAAAACGCCAUUGCAUUGCGCGGUUCUGCAAAAUCAACCGGAAAUUAUAAAAGCGUUACUUACGCUUGGAGCUGAUCCAAAUAGAUCGGAUGAACAUGGGUGUUCUCCAUUACAUAUUGCAGUAAAAAAUCCCCAUACUGCAGCUUGUGUAGAUGCUUUAUUAUCUGAUAAGAAAACUAACAUCGAAACUCAUAAUGAUGUUGGCUGGACACCAUUACAUCUUGCAGCAGAAGCAGGUUCAUAUACUGCAGUAUGUUUACUUGUUCAAGCUGGGGUAAAUGUAAAUAGUACUGAUAUGUCAUAUGGUCGAACUGCAUUACAUAUUGCUGUAGAUGGUGGGCACAAAGAUAUUGUAGAGUAUUUAUUGAAAAAGACAAAUAUUGAUGUAAACAAAAGAAAUUUUAGCGGAAAUACUGCUUUACACACUGCAGUUGUCCAUUCUGGAAUACGAGCAAAAGAAUUAUGUGCACUGUUAAUUAAAUACGGUGCAGAUCCUCACAUUCAGAAUCAUAAUAGAGAAUCAAGUGAUAUGGAGAAAAGGAACAUACAUAUAAAACAAGAAGUUAAUUCUGACAAUGAAAAUACUGAAGAAAUUAAUGGACAAUCAUCAUUUGAUUUGGCCAUGAAUAAACCAGAUAUCUUGCAGCUUCUUAAUGGCCAUAGUGAAGAAGAAUUUUCAAGUGAAAUGUGUUUGGUUUCUACUAAAUUGGAAGUAGAAAAUGAAGAUCCACAAAACCAUUGGUUAAAUAAUGAACAAAAAGAAAAAUUAUCUGUUAUUUUAGAUAAAACGGGAGGAUGGAAAAAAUUUGCACUGCAUUUAAAAUUUGAGUCUUUAUUAAAAACACUUGAACAAAACUCAUUAAGUCCAACUUUAUUUUUAUUAAAUUACAUUGAUGUUCAGGCACCAAUGUCCCUGACUGAUUUGGAAACUGUGUUAAGAGAUAUCGGAGAGAACGAAGCUGCAAAUUACAUUAAUGUAAUCACUCUCGUACAUUGAUAAAAUAAAUUUUCUUAUUCCAUUUGUUCAUAUCAUAUGUCAUAUAUAGGAUGUACAACGAAAAAAUGUGUAAAAUAUGUCAUUAUUUUUUAAUUUUACAAUUUACAAUUUUUAAGUUUUAGAAAUCAUAAAUGUAUAUGCUCUGUACAAAUACUUAAUCCUC
This is a messenger RNA of Nomia melanderi (Alkali bee), 3078 nucleotides long. It is a transcript of the gene Rel, whose product is annotated as nuclear factor NF-kappa-B family member relish. Gene Ontology annotation, cellular component: cytoplasm. Lineage: Eukaryota; Metazoa; Arthropoda; Insecta; Hymenoptera; Halictidae. The record is from RefSeq and is a predicted model, not a curated record. Gene Ontology annotation, biological process: regulation of DNA-templated transcription. Gene Ontology annotation, molecular function: RNA polymerase II cis-regulatory region sequence-specific DNA binding; protein binding; DNA-binding transcription factor activity, RNA polymerase II-specific.